AUGUCAGAUCAAUCCCUUAGACGCAAGCCCAGGUCCACAGGCUACACCCGACAGCGUCAAGGGUGUUUGACCUGUCGUCGGAGGAAGAAGAAAUGCGAUCGCUCCUAUCCCUUCUGCGGUCAUUGCUCUCGCCUCAAUCUGGUCUGUGAGCGCGAGUCGCCGCGGCCCUUACACCCGGAUUCAGGUGUCGAAAAGGCUGCACACCGAGCCCCGGGCUCUGGCCCAGAUACAGGAACUUUGCUUUUCCCGUACCUGAAAACCCAAGACACUCUCGACAAUGCUCUUGGCCGCUCUGACUCUGCGAGCAGCCGUCGGGCUAUGCUCCGGUAUUACACAACUUCAUUUGCUGCAAUGCUUAGCACUAACCAUGAGAACAACUGUUUUCUCUCAGUGCUACUGCCUAUGGCCUUCGAGUCUUCUACCCUAAUGUAUACUCUGACGGCCUGGGCGUCCACUCAUCUGUCACAAAUCGAGCCAAGAUUUCGAGACAUAGCACUUCAGCAUCGAGGAACUGCACUCAGAUGUCUAAAGGCAGACCUUGAUGAAAUGUCCAUCUCACACGAAAUGUGGCUGGCUGUGACCAUGGCCUCGUGUUCUAUGGAGAGCAUCUCUGAUGGCACUCAGAACUGGUAUGAGCACCUGGUCGGUGGUGCCAUUGCCUUGGGAGUACCAAUUGGCAGUAAUACUCCUCCUUCGAAAGAUCAUUCAGAGUUUAGUACCACCGAGGGCAAGUGGUUGUUGAGGAAUUUCGCUUACCACGACAUCCUCAUGAGCGUGUCUAUGGAUUGCCGGCCCCUACUUCUUGGAGAUUACUGGCUGGAUCAGAAUGAGCAGAAGGCCGAUCCAUACUUUGGUCUCGCUGCACGAAUCCUCCGUCUGAUUGGGCAGAUAAGCUGCCUCAACGCCGACUUUACUGAUGCCACAAUGGCAAAUUCAGCAGUGUCCGAGGAAAUCUCUCACAAAUCAACCAAUGCACAGUUCUCUGAGACAGCGAAAGCCAUAGAGGCUGAGUUGAUCCAAUGGAUAUACCCUGAUGAGUACCGUGGAUCAACGCUGGCUCAACUCGCUGAGACAUAUCGUGAUGCUGCUUUCUUGCACCUGUAUAGAACGUUGCGUCGACAUCUGAGAGGGUUCGAGCCGGUCUUGAACGGAAAGAUUAGAAAGAAUGUCGAAUCAAUAUGUGCAAGGGUUCGCGAUAUGCCCACAGGAUGCCUUCCAGAAUGCACCUUAUUAUUCCCUCUCUUUAUGGCUGGCGGUGAAGCGGAGGAGCUUUCGCAAAUCGCUACGAUCCGGGAGAAGAUGCGGAGUAUCAAUGAGCGACGCCGGUUUCGAAAUGUCGAAGUAUGUCUCCAAGUUCUUGACGAACUUUGGAGACUGAGGAUAUCGGGCACUGGAAGCAUGGAAGGUGCUCGGCUAGAUUGGUUAGAUGUCGUCCGUUCGAGAGGCUACAAGUUAGCUCUCACGUGA
Diaporthe amygdali is the source of this 1467-nucleotide messenger RNA. RefSeq lists its product as uncharacterized. NCBI's taxonomy places the organism in Eukaryota, Fungi, Ascomycota, Sordariomycetes, Diaporthales, Diaporthaceae. Gene Ontology annotation, molecular function: zinc ion binding; transcription cis-regulatory region binding; DNA-binding transcription factor activity, RNA polymerase II-specific. Gene Ontology annotation, biological process: positive regulation of transcription by RNA polymerase II. The record is from RefSeq and is a predicted model, not a curated record. The coding region runs from base 1 to 1467 and encodes 488 amino acids. Gene Ontology annotation, cellular component: nucleus. The transcript is spliced from 3 exons.